This is a messenger RNA of Cydia fagiglandana, 5073 nucleotides long. Its product is annotated as RE1-silencing transcription factor-like. The transcript has 28 exons. The coding region runs from base 116 to 3436 and encodes 1106 amino acids. Gene Ontology annotation, molecular function: RNA polymerase II cis-regulatory region sequence-specific DNA binding; DNA-binding transcription factor activity, RNA polymerase II-specific; zinc ion binding. The record is from RefSeq and is a predicted model, not a curated record. Gene Ontology annotation, biological process: regulation of DNA-templated transcription. NCBI's taxonomy places the organism in Eukaryota, Metazoa, Arthropoda, Insecta, Lepidoptera, Tortricidae. Gene Ontology annotation, cellular component: nucleus.
GCGUUUCGAUUUUUGUCUGUGGUUUGUUAUAGUUCCCAUUUUGCGUUGGUUUUGGUGAAGUGGAAUUGCGCUAAAACAUUUUUAUGUAGUGUUGAAGCAUUAGAAUUAAACAAAAAUGGAGAAAAGAAAGGAAUCUUUAAGUGACAUAAAACUGUGUAGAUUUUGUUUAACUCAGGACUCAUCAUUGACCAGUUUAUAUGAUCGAAGUCGGGACCCCAUAUUGGUGACUCUUCCUUUGAAAAUUAUGGCAUGCGUUUCAAUCGAGGUAUUUCCAUCUGAUAAAAUGCCCUCCUACAUCUGUGAGCGCUGCAGAGUCUUCAUGGACAUUUGCUAUGACUUCAAACAAAUUUGUCGGCGGGCUGAUGAGUCGUGCCUUCAGUUUGUCCAAAAUGGGGUCCCUAUCAGUGCUGUCAAUUGGCCUUCUUCACUUAUGAAGAUAUUUCAACUGACGAAAAGAACAGCGUCUAGGCCAAUUAACACUGUAGUAGAAGGAGGAGCGACAAUCGCAGUUACAACUCAAGAUAUGUUCGAAAAUGAUAAUGAAGAUGAAGAGACCUUCAACAUAAAGAUUGAUUCUGCUCGAGAUGGAUCCAAGCGUAUCAAAGUAACACCUAGUGGAGACAAGGAAAGUGCAUCUGCUAAAAAAGCAGCGGUAAGGAAGGGUGUGAUGGUCCGCGUGCGCCGGCGGUCGAGCGGGCUGGGCACGUGGCCGUGCGACGAGUGCGACAGCAGCUACUCGCUGCACCAGCUGCUCGACAUACACAAGGCCAGGAAGCACCGCGCCAGAAAUGUACAGUGCGAACAGUGCGAUGCUAAAUUUUUCUCCAAAUAUGACUUACUCACACACAAACUACGGCAUUCCAACGAAAUGCCGUUCCAGUGUGUUGCUUGCGAUAAAAAAUUCAAACGGCUUAUUUUGCUUAAAAGACACGAAAAGAUGAUGCAUUCUAAUUUACCGCUACAUUUAUGCGAAAACUGCCCCGCGACAUUCCUGUCCACCGUGGAACUGGAAGCCCACAAAAAGAGGCACGAGGGCUAUGCAAAUCGGCAACAUGUCUGCACAAUAUGUGACAGAAAGUUUCACAAAAGGAACACUCUGGUCCGGCACCAGGACGUCGUGCACGGGAACAAACAAUUCUCUUGCGAGUAUUGCCCCCAGCGAUUUACGUCCGUGUCUAAACUAUCUCGGCACGUGAGGGCCCACGCCGGCGACCGCGCGUACCCGUGCAAAUACUGCAACAAGAGCUUCGUGAAGUCGCAUCAUUAUACCAGGCACCUCCGCUUGAAACACGAGGAGCAAGUGCGUGAAGCGCGCGGCGUCGACGCGGAGUUCCGGUGCGAGCAGUGCACCGAGAGCUUCGGCACCCAGGACGAGCUGUACUACCACUCGGCCAUACACGCCACGCAGAACCUCACCUGCCCGCUCUGCCAGGAGAAGUUCGAGAACGUGGACGCCGUCACCACGCACAUCAGGACCCACGUCAACGGAAUAGAGUUCAUGUGCGACUACUGCGAGCUGGUGUUCACGUCCAAGGAGAAGCUGGACGCGCACAUGAGCGCGGCGCACGACGACGAAGCUUGGCCUGCCAAGGAGAUGGACGAAUCGUCGCUGGAGGCGGACGCGAUGGACGCGGACGUCGACGAUGACGACGACGACAACGGACUCAAUGUUAAAGAGGAAGGCGACCACAUGGUGGUAGAAAUAAAGAAAGCGGAGGGCUAUAUGCUCAAGAAAGAAAUUGAAGUUGGACAAAUCAUUACUACUAACUCGGAAGGCAAGUGUUCAGGUGUGAGUGUGUACACAGACAGCGACGCGGUGGAGGGCGCGGAGGCGCCGCGCGAGCCCGCCCGCCGCCCGCCGCCCGCCACCAAGUCAGAGGCCACCUCCUCGCGCCUGCCCGCCGCCAACGAAAGGAUAAGCAUUUUGCGCAAGGCUGAGGCAAUGAAACGCAAGGCAGUUGAAAAAGAAGACCCUGAUGUCCCCCAGAAGAAAGAGCGGGCCGCGAAGGUCGACAGCACCACCAACAACGCCGGCUCCAGCGACAAGUCUCUCCGCAUGCUGGAGAAGGAAUUACAAGAGUUAAAGAGGACUACUACAAGAGUAGAAGGCAAGUCGGGAAAAGCUGGGGAAGCGAAGAGCAAGCGGCAGCCCGUUCAUACCUCCACGCCAAAACUGAGAUCUGGCGACGAAAAGAAAGCACAAACUACACCCAAGCUUACGACAUCAGUGGAAAAGAAGCCCGUGGAGCGCCGCAUUCCCAACAAGGAGCCCAAGGAGGCCGCCAGGAACGCUGUGACCAGCUCCAAGGAUGAUAAGAAUGUCUCCAGCACCAAGGAGGACAAGCCCGCCGGGGACCGCCCCGACACCCCCAAGGACAACAACAAGAAGAACACCAGGGAAGAUGAUAACCCGCCCGAGAAAAACAAAAUGGCCGACAAGAAUAUACCCGAGAAGGAAGAUAAAAAUGUCAGUAAGGAGGCCAAGGGUAAAGCUACGAAGGAGGACGUACCUAGCUCCAGCAAAAAUGAAGCUAGCUCGAGCACCAAGGCCGAAAAGAGCGCUCCCGCCAAGAACGAAGACAAGACUGUCAAGAACGGCGACACGAGCGGCUCUGAAGACAGCUCAGUACGUCGGUCAACUAGGCCAUCGAAAAUCAAGAACUAUGCCAGCAUGAUCCGUGACAGAACACGAAUGAUUCGAGACGCGGAUGACGAUGAAGAAGAUUCGGAUAUGGAAGACGAAUUCGUUGGACCAGAGCCUGAUGCAACACAGGGUCAGGAGCCGCCCGCGCGCAAGAGCCUGCCGAAGCGGCAGAAGGCGGCGACUCCCGCGCCGGCCGCCGCGAGCACGCCGACCGGCACCCCCGUCGCGCGCCGCCGCGGCCGCCCGCGCAAGGAGCCGACUCCAAAGGAAAGCGGGGAGGACGCAGAAGCAGACACCCCAACGGUGAAGGAACCUGAGAUCAAACCAGAGGAACCCACCAAAGAACCUGAAGUUACGAAUCAAGAGAUUCCUACAGAACCCCAAACCACUCCGGUACAGGCAACGACGCCGCCCGCGAGCACCGAACCGCAGGCGAAUACACUAAUGUCACCCACCGGACAAACAUUGAAAAAAGUGCCUAUAAAAGCCUUACCACCGGGAGUUAAGCCUUUGCCGCUGCCACUGAACGCCAGACCAGGUGACCUGUGUCAAAUGCAAAUUGGAAAGAAAAUGGUGAAGGUGCAGAAGAUCGUUAUGACCAAAGCGGAAGUCGAAGCGAUGGCCAAGAAAGGACUUUUGGAGUUAAAGGACGGGACCAUGGUGCUGAAGCAGGGCAUCAAGCUGCCGGGCGGCGACCCGGCUGUCCUCAGGUCAGGGCUGGUUAGCCAAGGAGCGAUUCGAAAGGUGUCAGCCACUCCAACGCGGUGUAAUUUUGAAGGCGAAGAAGGAUAAUAACUUCUUUAUAAGAUCAAAAUAAUGAAUAAUGUCUUCUUAAGUGUAUCAUCAGCUCUAGCAAAGAAUUACAUGUGUAUCUCGAUGGGAUUCUAAAUAAUGAUUUAUGAAUUAUUUGCAUCUUAUUAGGUUAGGGGCCUAGAUUAUGUUACUUUAUAUAAAUAUUAGUUAAUUUUACGGAAGUAUUUUUGUUUAAAACUACAAGUACAUCUUAGAUUGUGUGAAUCUUAUUUUGAAGAACGUAUUUGAACGAGUGAACGUUUCAUACAUUUAAUUAUGUAUGCUAAAUGUCAAAAUUUAAAUAACAUAAUAAAUAACCGUAGAGAUCUUAUAUACAUGUGGAAGAUUUCUUUAAAAAAAAUUCUAUGCAUCAUCAAGUAAUCUCACAGCUACCUUUUUUAUGACCCUAGACUAUUAUGUUAUGGUUCAAUAUUUAUUGCAUAUUUAGUUCUUUUCGUUUUGCAAUAGUAAUUUGUGGAUGUUCAUCUUGACACUUGGGCAGUUUUUGUGAACGAGGGCCUACCGCGAUUUUUUGUUAUCUGCCUCUCUACCGCGCUAAGAGUGAUAGAGGCAGAUAACGUAUUAUCCUUAUUCGCAGUAGGAUUUCAAUCAUAAUAUAGGUCGAUAUAAUCGGCUAAUUUAAUGAAUAACUUUCAUAAAUAUGUCGAUUAAGUUAAACAGAUCCGAGAUGGGCAUCAUUCGAAUAAACUUUUAUCUGAAUAAUCAUUCGAAUAAACAAUAAUUCAAGAUUUUCUUAUUCGAGUAUGUUUAAUCCGCGGAUAAUUCAUUCGCGAAUAAUUCAUCCGCGGUUGAAUCAUUCGACCACUUUUCAAAUGACGAAUGAUUUAUUCGUUAUUUCAUUCGAAUAAAUCCACGAAAAAUAUUUAAGUCUUUUGGCUUAUUCUAUUCAAUCAAACAACACGAAUAAUAACACGUUUCAUAUGACUUGUUUGUACUGUUUGUUCUGAAGUUAAAGAUUGUUAAGGGUUAAAGGAUAAGCCCGGGUAGUAUAAUAAACAAAGGAUUAGCGUGAACAAUGAAUUACUCAACACACAAAGUUAUAAUAGUAACUUUCUAGCCUGACCUCGAAAGAGAUAGCUAUGUAAUAAAAGAGUGAGAAAGCCAAAUUUUCUUAGCAGUUGUUUGCUUCAGAGCGAAUCUUAAGUAUCGGUAACUAUUUAAGUAGUUGCAGGUUGUUGCAUUGCACAUCACACUUUCUAAACCGUGAAAAGUUACUAAGGUAUUUCAAUAAACAAAUUAUUCGUGGCAAUUCUUUCGACGAAUAAAUUAUUUGCCGAAUAAUUUAAUCGAAUAAGAAUAAUCAUCCGACAUAUUUAUUCGUCAUUCGCGAUAAAUUUUGUUAUUUUUACUCGUCAUUCGAAUGAAAUUUGCCCAUCUCUGAUACAGAUACAUAUACCUUGAUGGUCUCAACAGAAAAUAAGUAAUGUUAAUCAAUUGUUGUCUGUAAUCGAGUAAACUAAGGAUCCAUAUUAAUGCAAGAUACCUAAUAAAAUUAUUUCAAUUACUAUGUGAAACAUGGAAUAUUUUUGUUUUGUACUUUAUAUUGUGUACAUUCAUUUGUUUAGAUAGUAAGGAUGACGAUAAAAUAUUAAAUAAAGGUGCAUGCUGCAACAAUA